This is a messenger RNA of Pieris macdunnoughi, 4026 nucleotides long. The record is from the annotation of a GenBank genome assembly. Lineage: Eukaryota; Metazoa; Arthropoda; Insecta; Lepidoptera; Pieridae.
AUGGGUAACAAACGCAAAAAAUAUAGUUGCAGUAGAAAUUCGAAGUCUGCAGCGAACGCCAGGCAAUCAAAAAGGAGAAAGAUUAACGAGGAAAAAAACCAACGUACUCAUGAAUCUCCUGACAAUAACGACUCCUGUGUUGAUUCAAAAAAUAAUAAUCGUGACAAUGAAUUAUUUGAUGCACUCAUAUCGGAUCUGGAAAAAAUAGAUGAGAAAAAACAAAAUAUACAUUUAGAAGAAACGGCAAAUAUUGAAGAGUUUGAAUUGGAAGUGGAGCCACAAAAACAUAUCAUUCCUCCAUAUCAAAUUAUAGGAAGAAGGAUUGUUGAUUUCAUGUAUUUCUUUGAUCAAAUCAAAAUCGUAGCUAACCAUAAUCCUGGACUCGGUUGUUCAAUAAGUAAUGUUGAAAUUGUCAAAGAAAUACUUAAUGGCUUAGAAUCGACAAUCCACUUCAAAUGUACAAUGUGUAACAAGAAAUUUAAUGUCACACUAUGCAAUAAUAAUUUUCCAAAAGAGAUGACCACAAACCAUGCUGCAGUGACUGGUGCCAUGUUAAUUGGUUGUGGUUGGAGCAACCUGAAUGAGUUUUUGAGUGCUAUAGAUCUUCCAAAUUUAGGUCAAAAAUCUUAUGCAACUUGCCAUAAUGACGUAUCCAAGUGGUGGGCAGUUGCUGCAGAGGCAUCAAUGAAAGAGGCUGCUGAGGAGGAAGCAAAGCUAGCCAUCGAAGGUGGUGAAGUUAUAACAGGAAUUCCUUCAAUCACAGUAGUAGCCGAUGCUUGUUGGUCGAAACGGUCCUACAAAAGUUCCUCGAGUAGCAUGGAACAAGCUAGUAUUGUCGAAGGCUUCAAAAACUCAGUUGAAAAGCGCAAUUUAAUAUACUCGACGCUUAUCGCCGAUGGAGAUGCGAGCACAUACAAAAAAAUUUUGGAAAGCCGGCCCUAUGCCAAUGUUCAAGUCCAGAAAAUUGAAUGCUCCAAUCACUUAUUAAGAAACUACUGUAGCAAACUAAUGCAACUGCAAAAAGAUACUUCGAUUCCUCUUACUGAGCGCAAAUUAUUAACUUCCGAACGCAUCACUCGUCUCCGAACAGCGGUAAGAGCAGCAGCUCGCUUUCGCAAUGCUCAAACUACAAGCAACUCUGAAAAAAAUUUAAAACUAAGAGACGACAUCAUCAACAGUCCGAAGCAUGUUUUUGGCGACCACAGUGCAUGUGAAAAUUAUUAUUGUCCAGAGGAUAAAAAAAAAGAGCAGAACCUAGUUCCUGUUGUAAAAAACUUGUUUGGUAAACUUAUAGCUCACGUGUCCCAAAUAGCCUUGCAUUCUAAAAGUUUACUCUGGAAUGUCAACAACAACAGAGCCGAACAGUUUAAUAGCAUUGUGGCUAAGCAUAUAGGGGGAAAAAGAAUAAAUUUUUCUUUAAAAAACUCUUAUACUGCCAGGUGCCAUGCUGCGGUUGUUGCAUUUAAUACCGGUAAACCACAGUACAAUUUAUACCAAACUAACUUCAAACAAAGUCCGAGGAAAGCUGUAAAAAUACUGGAGUUGCGCCGGCGUAGGCGCAAUAUUCAUCGCCGCCGUCAAGGUCCUAAAAGGAAAAUAAUAUUUAGUAAUGAGAACCGAGACUACGGAGAGAAAUGCCAAAAACCAGAUUUGAGUCCAGAGCAGUACGACAUAGCCAAAAGUUUGUUUUUGUCUAAUUUGAAAGAACUUGUGGAAAAUCGUCAUGCCGUUGAACGUGACACGGUAUUACAAGCUGAAAGUGCGUUGUGGCUAGAGCUCCGUAGAUGCCUGUUGACAGCCUCAUCAUUCAGCAUGAUUUGCAAGAGACGACCCAACAUAAGCUCAGCACCUCUUGUGAAGUCCAUCGUAUACUCGUAUUCGUUGGACAAAGUGCCAGCCAUAGAAUAUGGUAAAAGUAAUGCUAUAGACCAACUACAGCAACAAGAAAACAUCGUUGUGGAAAAGUGUGGACUUUUCAUCGACAAAGAGCAUUAUUUCUUGGGUGCAUCUCCCGAUGGUCUCUACAACCAGGGAAUUAUUGAAAUAAAAUGUCCAUAUUCUGCACGCAACAUGGAUGCUGAGGAAGCGAUAAGGCAGAGCAAAAUUAAAUUUUGGAAAUUGGACGGCACCGUUAAUACCAACCACGAUUGGUAUUACCAAAUUCAGGGGCAGCUUCACAUUAGCGAAAAGAAAUUGUGUCUUUUUGCUGUGUGGACUGGUCAACAAUUUCCACUUAAAGUGGAAGUAAUAUCAAGGGACGAGGGUUUUUUGGUGCCAAAAAAUGAAACCGAAAUUAAUCAAUUUCUACGAAAAACUGAGAUCUUUGGAGUGAGGAGACGAUUGGAGGAAGACGUUGUGGCGACGGCGUUGUUACGCGGGUUGCCGGCGCUGGCGCAUAGAGUCAAAGACUAUUAUGUGGCCUGGCGCGGCGCUGAGUCGGCUCCACAACCUCGGAGGUCUCCCGCUAUAGACCUUGAUUUACCCUUUCUGCAGAGCAUAUACGACGCUGCGUACCCCAGUCACGCGGAUGUUCUAUACGAACACGAUCAGUUGUGUGUCGACAACAGUGACCUGUCCUUGGGUGUAGAUAAAUUGUCCAUCGAACCUGGCAAAUCGUACCUCAAGGAGAAGAAGUUCGCCACCAUGCAGCCCGUCUUGCGCACUAUGAUGCCCAACAGACGGAUGAACAGUCAAAAGGAAGCUGUGUUGGGUAUACUUAAGCGAAACCUGAACGCGCCGCGCUUGGCGGAAGCAACCAACACUCGUCACUUUGUCGGAGAGUGUAUGGCUGUUAACUUCCUUAGGAGUGCUGUGGAUCCUGACAAGGCUUUCUUACUGGAUGAGUAUAAAGAUGACCCAAUAGACCUCAACCCUGCGCUUGUGACCAAGUGGUUGCUUACACAGAAACCCCAAGUGGCGAUGCAAGCGCAGUCAGAUGCAGGUCUGGAGACACGUGCUUUCAAUACCUUUUCCUAUAUGGUGAAGGCGGACCUGAAGCCCCCUUUGGAGGAAGCGGCCCAGCACGAAUACGCAAGUGUGCAGACAAUCGCGUAUAAUACGAAGGAUGUGAACGUGGUGUUUUGUACAAUCUUCCCUGAAGUGCGAGAUCGUUUGCUUCGCGUGUACUUACCGAAGUUACAAAUACUUACUGGUAUGUCACCGAGUGCGUUCGUGGACCAUCUGAACGCUUUGGUGGAUGCUAGUAGGCUGGCGAGAUGCUACGCAGUGGAAAAUGACAUGCGCAAAUACAAGUCACAGGACGCGGCUGUACUUAUGUUUGAGUGUUCUAUUAUGAGAACUGUCGGAAUAGCUGAACAUCUUGUGGAACUUUGGUACAACUCGCACGCCGAAAGUAGGUUUGUGGACAAGCACAAUGGCAUAACUGAUAUAAAGUUUCAACGGCGGUCGGGUGAUGCAAGUACUUUCUUAGGAAAUACUUUAUUCUGCAUGGCCGUCGUGUUGGCUACUUACGAUGUCGACGACAUAGUUCUGGGACUUUUCGCUGGUGACGACUCUUUGUUGUACAUGCAGUCUCGUUUUGCGGCUAGUGUGGAUAACUCGGGAAAGUUGGCGGCGUUGUUUAAUUUAGAGUCCAAACUGUUGACCGGUUUCAAGCACGCUUAUUUUUGUUCGAAGUUUCUGCUACUCGGUGAACACCGUUUGCAGCUGAUACCGGACCCCAUGAAGACUCUUUGUAAGCUGGGUAGGCGUGACCUGCGAGACGAGGACCACGUCGAGGAGUACAGGCGAUCAAUUGCUGACAAUUUGUCGGCCUUGGGUAAUGCAGAAUGGUACGAGGUUCUUUCCGACGCUGUAGUCGAACGGUAUAAGCUAAAGGGGUUGGAGCUAACGAAGUUCUUCUCGGUGCUGCACUCGGUACUCAACUCACCAACUGAAUUUGCGAGUCUGUACCGUUGUCCUGAGAGUGGGAGAUUGUUGAAGGACCCGUCUAGGCAGGUCUUCGAGAAGAAACAGACGAACCCACAACAACCGCUGCAACUGUACACGCAGGGAACGAUUGAGUAG